CGUGUCUGGUUAGUGGACUGACAGCCAGCUGUGCUGUGCGGCUACAGCGACAACAACAACCUCCUGGAUUUGCUUCAUACAACCAGAUUAGUGUUGGUCUGCGACUGAUCAUAAUCGUAAACUGUAGCUAGUUCUUGAAGUGAGGAGUCGACAGCACAAAGCUACAAGCUGUUCAAUCGCUCGGUUUCCGUGCUAACUAGCUAGAAGAGCAUUCCUCCAACAUGAAUCCGUUGUGUGGCAGAUGUAAGCUAGUCGUUUACCCCACGGAAAAAGUGAAUUGUCUGGACAAGUACUGGCAUAAAGGAUGCUUCAGCUGCGAGGUCUGCAAAAUGACUCUAAACAUGAAGAAUUACAAAGGCUUUGAGAAGAAACCAUACUGCAAUGCACACUACCCCAAGACAAAAUUCACCGCUGUGGCUGACACUCCAGAGAACAUCCGCCUCAAAAAUCUUAGCCAAAUGCAGAGCCAGGUUUUGUACAAGGAGGAUUUUGAGAAGAAUAAAGGGAAAGGUUUCACUGUGGUCUCAAACACACCGGAGCUGGAGAGAUUAAAGAAAACGCAGAACCAAGUCAGCAAUAUUCCGUACCAAGAUUGCGCUGAUAAGAGAAGGGUGGGAGGAGAGGUCCCACAUCCGCAGGCGUGCAGCCCCAACCAAGCAGCUUAUCAGCAGCCUGGAGCCUCUCAGAACUUCGCCUUUGAGCCCACUCCUGAACCAGUGCAGCAAGUGCAACAGGCGGCUGCUGCCCCCCCUCCCAGUGCUGGGAAGCGGUACAGGGCAGUGUAUGACUACUCUGCUGCCGAUGAGGAUGAGGUGUCCUUCGUGGACGGAGACGUGAUCAUAGACGUGCAGCAGAUUGAUGAGGGCUGGAUGUACGGGCGUGUACAGCGCACCGGCCAGCAGGGCAUGCUGCCUGCCAACUACGUGGAGUCCAUCUGAGCAAGAGGGAGAGAAAAAGAGGGAGAGAAAAAGGAGGAGGUAGAGAAAGGGAGGGAAAGAAGGAAAGGAAAAGCCCAGUGCCAUCUCAUCUUACGCCGCUUUCUCUUGAUUUUACUCUUGUUCCCUGAUCUGUCCUGUGAGACCCUGAACCCCCGCUCCCCCCCUUUUCUGCGUACCUGCUCUGCUCGCACUGUUUCACCACAGACACCCUCUACCUAUCUGUCUGUCUGUCUGUCUGUCUUUCGCUGUCUGUCUGCCUGCCUCUUUGUCUGUCUGUGCUGAUGUCUGUCUUUGUUCGGAUGCCUCGUCAUCCUCUUUAUCUUUCCCAAACCUGGCUCCACUCUCAAGUGCUGUCACAAGUGGAAAAAAAUGAAAGUCUUAAAAGAUAAGCUCACAGUUCAUCGCAGUACGUCAGGGGUCAUGCCGUGUCACAUAGCUCCAUCCUAGCUACAGCACUUAACAGUCCUAGCACAUCAUCAUGCAAAAAUUAGCAAGAAAAAAAAAGUAGAAAGCCCUUCUUGCCCCCGCAGGUCAGCCACCACAGCUGCAGACAUUGUUCUGUGCAGAAAAUAAGUUUGACGUGUGGGCGGGUGUGGCAUUUUCAUUGGCCUGCUUGUUUUUGUUUCUUUCUUUAAUUUUGCUGCGUGAACUUGGCCAGACUGGAAACACAGUGUAGAAUCUCAGUCUAUCAGAAUUAAGCUUGAAUAUUUUUAACUUGUGUACAUUCCUCUAACCUCUGACCCACCAAUCAGCCGAUUAUCAGUCUUAACAGAGAGGUUUUUAAUGUAUUUAUAGAUUGACACACAUCUCACCAUUGUGCGCUCGAGCAGGCGCCCUCGUGUUCAGCGCUGCAUCGCGGGUAUCGUCGUGAAACUGGAAUCGUAGCCUAACUGAAGAGCACCUCCUGUCGUUGCCUUCCCUGGGCGUGUCGGAUACAGGAGGGAUCAGGGACAAGUUAGGGGACAUUAUCAGUCCAUCUCUUGCAGCCAUGCUGAAUGCAUCACCUCAGUGGGUGUGCAGUGUGUGCACCCUCAUUCCUGUUUCUUACAGUCUGAAUGCCUUCAGUCCAGAGAGAAUCACAAAGUUAUGGUGAUCAAUUUUUUGAGAAAGGAGACAGGUCAAGUCCUUCCCCCCUUUUUUGCUACCAAAUCACUGCAAAGAAAACACAUUUCAUGAAAAGAGAAGGCCAAGCACAACUCUAUAUUGUGAUUUUUUUUUAUUUUAAAUUCAUUCCACUGUUUUUGUGAAUGACCAUUCCAGUCUUUAUUUUCCAUUUAAUGUGAGAGAAACUUUUGAAUCCUUGGCUGUGGUAAAUGUUGUUCUCAUGCUGUUCUUCCUUUGCCUUUCUUGUUAUUGUAAGAUGGUUAUUUUCCAAAAAAAAAAAAAAAAAGAAGUGUAUUAAAUAAAUAAAUAAACCAGCAACUCAAUUUAUGAACCGAGGCAGAAGUGUUUAUCUAGACGUGUGCAGUCGCAGUAUUAGAUCAGUUGUGGGAUUAACCAGCCUGCAGUUUCAGGUCAGAACAGUGCCAGCAGCUUGAUUGAGAAAUGCUAGCACGUUCAAACCUGUUUUCCGAUUAGUGGCUCUCUCUUAAGCUGUUUAAUAUUCUGGAACUUCUAAGAAAGAGCAUUGACACAUAAAUAUACAUGAAAUGAGAGAUUAUUUUAUGCUCUGGUCCUUAAACAUUCAUAAAGCCUGGCCUGUCGUCAGUGUGCGGGGGCCAAGCACUGAUGCAAGACAGGAAGUUGUGUUUUUGUCCAUCUGGCUGGUGAAUCCCAAAACUGUAUUUGACCAGCUAAAAUUUUGGUCAUUGGUGGUCACUAAGAUUUAAAGAUGGUUGGUUCAUAAACACAAAAUCAAGCAUUUAAGUUGCUGGCUGUGACACAGAAAUGCUGUAUCAUUCCUUCACUCUGGAUACUGGAAUUCUGUGAGGACCUUUAUAUGAUUUAAAAAAUAAUACUGGACCAUUUCUCAGUGGUGUAAAUAAUCUCAUUGGCCCCUGACCACGCACAUCUCUCCCCAACCUUUUCUCGCCGUUUCAUUCUCUUGUGAUGCACUGCGACUGUCACAGACAUGAGCGAUCUGGGCGGUCAGUUUUAAGGUGGGGUCGGGGGGGGCGAUUAAUGUUCAGCUUUAUGAAAAGAAACAAGGCUCUCACUAUGUAGCUAGAUGACAUUGUACAAUUGUAUAUGUAUCAUAAAGGUGAGUUAGGGAAAAUGUUUUUACAGGUCAUGGUGCUCUGGGGAGUGGCUUGCCUGCAGAUUAAAGUGAUUCAUAUCUUUUUUCUUGUGAAUGUGGCUGAGGGGAAGUAAUGUGACUUUAACAGUUCACUCACGGAAAAAAAACAUUUUGGUGCAAGUUGAUGUUGAACAUUAAUAAAAUUUUGCAACUUUCUAAUGUGAUGAAUUGUGGAAGUGCUGAUAGAAAUCAUUAAAAAAAACUUAAACUGGUUUAUAGGUUGCCAAACAAAAUGAACUCACUGUAUGUACGCCUGUAUUUUGCAUUAACCUCUACUUGACAACAGGACAAGUUUAUUUGCAAAACAGAUGCUAGGUGGGAAAGCUGUUUUAGAGCUCACGGUUGUGUUUCUCUUCGAGUUGGGGGUUUGGCUUGACGUGAAAUGAUUGUUGUUCCUGGCUCAGGAUGAUGUUUGCUCAAAUUUAAUUUAAAAACAAAGCUACUCACACUGGUAGCCCGCGUUAUUCUGCGGAUAAGAGCAUAUCCAAACUUCCUUUUUCCUUGAGGGCGUUGAUUGUGACAGUGGAUGAAAUGAAACAUGUGGCCAAGGACGGGCCAGUGUUGUGUAAGUGUGGCUCAGGAUGGAUUCGUUAAGUCAAAUUUGAGUGUGUGGUGAUGUAAGUGUGCGAGGCUGGAGAGGGGGGAGGGGGUCGACAGAGGGCGGUGAUCUGAUGCUCUCAAUCUCCCAGGCUGUGAGGCAGGGCAAGUUUGUUUGUCUGACCUGGAUAUUAGUCAGGAGUUAACCUCUUUUGCCAAAUACCGCUCUUCUGCUCUGGCAUCACUCAUCUCCUGAAUCGUAACUUCAUAUCAUAACCCUGUUUCCAUUUAGUUUCUGUCUAGUAUCCUGUCCGCCCGUCUGCUGAGAUCCCUCUUUCCUUCAGCCUUCAUUGUCGGCUCCUGCGCUUCUGAUGAAUCAUUCCCUGCUUCUAUGAUACUGGUUAUAUACUGUAGAUUUUGCAGAGUGAAAUCAUGUAAUCCACAAUCGGGUUUAGUAUUCAGACCGGUUUUGUGCAUUCCAUCUUAAUUGUUUUGUUUUUUUGUAUAAUUUUGUUAUUUUUUAAAUAAAAAAAUAAAUAUACCAUAUGCACAUUGACAUACACCUGUAUUCAAAGCUCAUUCUGAUUACCUACUCAGAAUUAAGGACCUGAUAUCAUCUCCUGUUGCCCUGUUACAGCACUUCAAACUGUACUUAUGAUUCUGCAGAUUCAAUAAAAUGUCAUUUUUUUCUCAGA
Molecule: messenger RNA, 4406 nt
Organism: Plectropomus leopardus (leopard coralgrouper)
Lineage: Eukaryota; Metazoa; Chordata; Actinopteri; Perciformes; Serranidae
Gene: lasp1
Product: LIM and SH3 protein 1
Cellular component (GO): focal adhesion
Molecular function (GO): actin filament binding
Source: RefSeq, a predicted model, not a curated record